UGGUGUCUCUAAAAGUAGUCUAUGCUCCAUACUCUUUGGUUAUAACUUUAUAUCUUCUGUUCGUAAUUUUAUGUUGCGGCAUAUUUAUAAUAAAUAGGUUUGGGUUUUAAUAUACUGAAUUAAAAUACAGAAAAGUUAAUUCAAAACAUAAACAUGGUUUCACUCAAUCCUGUAAGAAUCUUGAAAAAUGAAGCAGAAGAAGAGAAAGCCGAAGUUGCUCGGAUGUCUAGUUUCAUUGGAGCUAUAGCUAUAGGUGAUUUAGUGAAAAGUACUCUUGGACCAAAAGGCAUGGAUAAAAUUUUAGUCUCGUAUGGAAGAAAUGCAGGACAGGUUGAGGUUACAAAUGAUGGUGCUACUAUACUUAAAUCCGUGGGUGUUGACAAUCCCGCGGCCAAAAUUCUCGUUGAUAUGUCAAAAGUGCAGGAUGAUGAAGUUGGUGAUGGCACUACAUCAGUCACAGUUUUAGCUGCUGAGUUACUUCGAGAAGCUGAAAAAUUGGUCGAACAAAAACUGCAUCCUCAGACAGUUAUAGCCGGGUGGCGCAUUGCUGUUGAAGCAGCUCGUCAAGCAUUGGCUGAAGCUAGUUUUGAUCAUGAAAAAAGCAUGAACGAAGCAGCAUUAAGAGCAGACUUGGAAAAUAUUGCUCGUACCACUCUGAGCUCUAAAAUUUUGUCUAAUCACAAGGAACAUUUCACAAAAUUAGCAGUAGAUGCAGUUCUUCGUCUUAAGGGUUCUGGUAAUCUCAAGGCUAUACAGAUUAUAAAAAUUUCUGGAGGUUUAUUGGAGGAAUCAUUUUUAGAUGAAGGAUUUUUAUUAAAUAAAAAGGUAGGAGUCCACCAACCCAAGAAAAUUGAGAAUGCGAAUAUAUUGAUAGCUAAUACUCCUAUGGACACUGACAAAAUAAAAGUUUUUGGUUCAACUAUAAAAGUAGACUCAAUGGCUAAAAUUGCCGAACUCGAAGUCGCUGAGAAAGAGAAAAUGAAGGACAAAGUGAACAAGAUUCUCAACCAUAAAUGCAAUGUUUUUAUUAAUAGACAGUUGAUUUACAACUACCCUGAACAGCUGUUUGCCGAUGCUGGAGUCAUGGCUAUUGAACAUGCUGAUUUUGAUGGAAUUGAGCGUCUUGCUUUAGUCACCGGCGGUGAGAUAGUAUCUACAUUUGAUUCACCUGAAAAAGUUAAACUGGGACAUUGCAAACUUAUUGAACAGGUCCUCAUUGGUGAUGAAUGUUUAAUACGUUUCUCUGGUGUGGAGCUGGGUUCAGCUUGUACCAUCGUAAUCCGAGGUGCAACCCAGCAAGUUAUAGAUGAGGCCGAGCGUUCCUUGCACGACGCGCUCUGUGUACUCGCUGCUACUGUCAAGGAACCUAAAGUCGUUUACGGCGGUGGUGCCAGUGAGAUGCUAAUGGCGGAGGCUGUGUCUCGUGUUGCUGCACGGACUGCCGGCAAGGAGGCGGCGGCCGCUGAAGCCUUCGCCGUAGCUCUACGGCGUCUACCUUCCGCCGUAGCAGACAACGCCGGCUACGACAGCGCAGAUCUCAUAGCUCGCCUCAGAGCUUCUCACGCACAGGGAGAGAAUACUAUGGGGCUUGAUAUGGAGAAUGGCUGCAUCGGUGAUAUGAAGAAGUUGGGUAUAACCGAGUCCUAUGUGGUGAAGCGUCAAGUGUUGCUGUCAGCCAGUGAAGCUGCGGAGGUCAUUCUACGUGUGGACAACAUUCUAAAAUCGGCACCCCGCAGGCGUGGGCCCGACCGCCGCCCCUGCUAAUACACAACAACUUAUUGAAAAUGUAUGAGUAAAUGUGUACAUUUCCAUUGAAAUUGUGUACAAUAAUGUAUCUUAUUUUUUAACAAACAUUAGAAACCAUACACUGAAGGUUCACAUUUACACAUAUGAUUAAUUUUAGUUUCAUUAAUUAUAUUAAUAUUUCUUGUAGCUUUUUAAUGCACAGGUAAACGUGACGCCUGAUUUUGCUGUUUUAUUUGAUGAUUUGAGUUUAUUGUCAACGGAUGCAAGUUGUUGUGUUGUGACAUGCAAUGAUGUACUCAUCGAUCCAUAUUUUUUUCUCGUAUAGCCAAGCUAGCUCGCACCAGAGGACUGUGUUUGUUUAAGGUAUUUCAGUUUUAGUUUGGUGGAAUGCCGUUAUUGUAUUAACAAAAUAAAUUCUUCACUAAAUAA
Messenger RNA from Danaus plexippus (monarch butterfly), 2175 nucleotides. RefSeq names its product T-complex protein 1 subunit beta (gene CCT2). The record is from RefSeq and is a predicted model, not a curated record. Gene Ontology annotation, cellular component: chaperonin-containing T-complex; cytosol. Gene Ontology annotation, biological process: protein folding. The coding region runs from base 154 to 1764 and encodes 536 amino acids. The transcript has 10 exons. NCBI's taxonomy places the organism in Eukaryota, Metazoa, Arthropoda, Insecta, Lepidoptera, Nymphalidae. Gene Ontology annotation, molecular function: ATP-dependent protein folding chaperone; ATP binding; ATP hydrolysis activity.